This is a messenger RNA of Metschnikowia bicuspidata var. bicuspidata NRRL YB-4993, 966 nucleotides long. Its product is annotated as ribose phosphate diphosphokinase subunit. The record is from RefSeq and is a predicted model, not a curated record. Gene Ontology annotation, cellular component: cytoplasm; ribose phosphate diphosphokinase complex. Gene Ontology annotation, biological process: ribonucleoside monophosphate biosynthetic process; purine nucleotide biosynthetic process; 5-phosphoribose 1-diphosphate biosynthetic process. Bases 1 to 966 code for a protein of 321 amino acids. Gene Ontology annotation, molecular function: ribose phosphate diphosphokinase activity; magnesium ion binding. Lineage: Eukaryota; Fungi; Ascomycota; Pichiomycetes; Serinales; Metschnikowiaceae. The transcript has a single exon.
AUGCACUCUUCGCCAAAUUCCAUCAAGCUUGUCACCGGCAAUCUGCACCGCGGGCUCGCGGACCUCAUCGCCGCGCGCUUGGCCAUCCCCGUCGCCAAGGUGGGCGCGUUCCAGUACCUGAACACCGAGACCUCGGUCGCCGUGGGCGAGUCCAUGAGAGACGAGGACGUCUACAUCAUCCAGACCGGAUACGGCCUGAUCAACGACUUUUUGAUGGAGUUGCUCCUCAUCAUCAACGCGUGCAGAAGCGGCGGCGCUCGGCGCAUCACCGCCGUCGUGCCCAACUUCAUGUACGCCCGCCAGGACAAGAAGGACAAGUCGCGGGCGCCCAUCACCGCCAAGUUGGUGGCCAACUUGUUGCAGACGGCGGGCUGUGACCACGUCAUCACCAUGGACUUGCACGCGUCGCAGAUCCAGGGCUUUUUCCGCGUGCCCGUGGACAACUUGUACGCGGAGCCGUCGACCUUGCGGUACAUCCGCGACCACUACGCCGGCGACGACUUGAUCAUCGUGUCGCCCGACGCCGGCGGCGCCAAGCGCGUGGCGUCCAUUGCCGACAUGCUCGACGUGCAGUUUGCCUUGAUCCACAAGGAAAGACAGAAGGCCAACGAGGUGUCCAAGAUGGUGUUGGUGGGCGACGUGUCGCACAAGACCUGUAUUUUGAUCGACGACAUUGCUGACACCUGCGGCACGCUCUGCAAGGCGGCCGACGUGUUGCUCGCCAACGGCGCCAACAAGGUGGUGGCCAUGGUCACGCACGGCAUCUUCUCCGGCCUGGCCGUGGACAAGUUGAACCGGUCGCAGUUGGACAAGAUCGUGUGCACCAACUCCAUUCCGCUCGCGGACAAGGCCGCCGCCUGCUCCAAGUUGGAGUUGAUGGACAUCAGCCCCACGCUUGCCGAGGCCAUCCGCCGCCUCCACAACGGCGAGAGCGUGUCGUACUUGUUCAACAACGUGCCGGCGUAG